AUGGCCACGCAGACGCAAACCGUUGCGGCAGCCGAGGUCAAACGAACCUUCGCCACCCAGUUCGAAACCAAAGACCUAGUCACCUUUGACAGUAACAAGCACUAUGGAGACUGGAGAGACGAGUUCCAUCAAAACGGCUGUGUCGUAAUCAAGAACGUAAUCAGCAAGGAACGCGCCCAAUACUACUGCGACAAGCAGAUCGAGUGGCUCAAGAAGUUUGACCUUGGGUUUGAUGAGAACGACUCAUCCACAUGGACCGCUGACCAUCUUCCCGUCAGCUUCAAGGGAGGCUUUAGAAUGUACUCCGCAUACGGUGCACCCCAUGAGAAUAUGGCAUGGGAAGCUCGGUUGGAACCGAAGAUAAUCGACGCAUUUGAGAAACUCUGGGAGACUAGCGAACUCAUCACCUCAUUUGAUGGCUUGAACGUCUCCCUGCCAAACCGUAAAGACAUCACAUGGAGCCCUUGGCCACACUGCGAUCAGAACCCUGAAAGAAAAGGCAUGCAGGCUGUCCAAGGACUCCUGAACUUCGCUCCCAACGGUCCUAAAGAUGGCGGCCUAAUGCUUAUGCGUGGCUCUGCGAAGCUUUUCGACGAGUUCUUCGCCCACAAGCGCGAGUCCGCUGACCACGAGGACGCACCUCCGCCUGAGAUCAAAUUCAUGGAUCUGUUUCUCUUCAGCAAGAAGGAUGUGAAAUGGUUUGAGAGUAAAGGCUGUGAGCUGUUCAAGGUGAACAUGGAGCCUGGCGACUUUGUCCUCUGGGACUCGCGCACCAUGCACUACGCCCGCUUUCCCGAGGGCGACCAGAUUAGACACGUUCAGUAUAUCUGCAUGACACCACGAAAAUUUGCCACGGAAGAGGCUUUGGAGGCCAAGAAAUUCUGUUUUGAGAACUGGUUUGGGACGACACACUGGCCUCACUGUAACAUCCGCCCUUCACAAGAUCCUCCCAAGAGGAACGGAGAGGUGUGCCCCAAAUAUCGCAAGGAGCCAUUCGAGAAGCCUGAAAUUACGGACAAACUGCUUCAGUUGGCCGGGGUGAACCCAUACUGA
Colletotrichum spaethianum is the source of this 1053-nucleotide messenger RNA. RefSeq lists its product as uncharacterized. NCBI's taxonomy places the organism in Eukaryota, Fungi, Ascomycota, Sordariomycetes, Glomerellales, Glomerellaceae. The transcript is spliced from 4 exons. The record is from RefSeq and is a predicted model, not a curated record. The coding region runs from base 1 to 1053 and encodes 350 amino acids.